UUAACUCGCAAAGCAACAUAAAUCAGUUCUUUUCCUUCUUUUCAGUUUCCUCUGAAUAUAUCUCUCCCACUUUUUUUUCAAGUCUUUCAUUCCUUUCUAAAUUAUUUUCUGAUUUUUAGCUUGCUUCAGCUUCAUUUCUGCUGUAAUUUGGAGAUAAGAAGGCGAAGAAGAUCAAUUUCUGGAGAGAUCGGCUUUUGCAUUAAAUUAUAUACAUCGAUCAAUCAUGUCUUGUUCUUCGUCGUCGGCGUCGGAGGAUGAGGAUGAGGGAAUUGACUCUUACAGAAAAGGUGGAUACCACGCGGUGCGAGUCGGCGAUUCGUUCGCCGGUGGACGAUACAUCGCUCAGCGUAAACUCGGCUGGGGACAGUUCUCCACCGUUUGGCUGGCUUAUGAUACUCGAUCAUCUAGAUAUGUUGCUCUGAAGAUCCAAAAAAGUGCUCCACAAUUUGCUCAAGCUGCUCUCCACGAAAUUGAAAUUCUUUCUGCUAUUGCUGACGGUGAUGCCUCUAAUAGCAAAUAUGUCAUACGCUUAGUAGACCACUUUAAGCACGCAGGCCCAAAUGGACAGCAUUUAUGCAUGGUCCUGGAAUUUCUUGGUGAUAGCUUGCUGCGGCUGAUCAAAUAUAACCGCUACAAAGGCCUUGAGUUGAAUAAGGUUCGGGAAAUAUGCAAAUGCAUUUUGACUGGACUUGAUUACCUUCAUAGGGAGCUUGGAAUUAUACAUACAGAUUUAAAGCCUGAAAAUAUUCUCCUGUGUUCUACCAUUAAUCCUUCCAAAGACCCAGUUAAAUCAGGAAUGACACCCAUUCUUGAAAGGCCAGAGGGGAACCUAAAUGGAGGUGCAGCAAUAAAUCUUGUUGAGAAGAAGCUCAAACAAAGGGCAAGAAGAGCAGUGGCUAGGAUAUCAGAAAGAAGAGCUUCAAUGGGUGGGGUAGGAACAACCCCCAAGCCAGAUAGAUCCCUGGAUGGAAUCGAUGUCAGAUGUAAGGUCGUGGAUUUUGGAAACGCAUGUUGGUCGGAUAAGCAAUUUGCCGAAGAAAUUCAAACAAGACAGUACAGAGCUCCAGAAGUCAUACUUAGAUCAGGAUAUUCUUUUUCUGCUGACAUGUGGUCAUUCGCUUGUACUGCUGUUGAGCUUGCUACUGGUGAAAUGCUGUUUACUCCAAAAGAAGGACAAGGUUACAGUGAUGAUGAGGAUCAUCUCGCUUUGAUGAUGGAACUCCUUGGUAAGAUGCCUAGGAAGAUUGCCACUGGUGGGGCUCGGUCCAAGGAUUACUUUGAUAGAUAUGGAGAUUUAAAGAGAAUCCGAAGGCUAAAAUACUGGCCACUUGAUCGAUUACUUGUUGAUAAGUACAAAUUUUCUGAGACAGAUGCUAAAAAGUUUGCAGAGUUCCUUUGUCCUCUUUUUGAUUUUGAACCAGAGAAGAGACCAACUGCUCAGCAGUGUCUACAACACCCAUGGCUAAAUAUGGACAAUCCGACAAAAAAUGAGGUGAAAAGUGAGCCUACCAUUGACAAGGUGAGUGUGGGGAUGAGAAACCUACAGAUUAAGGUGGGUAAGUGAAGUAGGUGGAUUGGUUUGGUGGUUGCAGUACCUCUUUACAUCCGUGUCUACCAGUAUAACUAUUCCAUAUGGUUUAUUUUUGGGUUUUUUUGAAGUCGUAAUAGUACCUGAUCUUUUUGUUGCCUAAGAUGUAAUAUAGUUAAGAAUUUCCACAAGGAAAUGAUAUGCAUGAAGAUUGACCUGGAUGCUGAUUUAUGUAGCGCAAAGGCAUUCCAGAUGGUUGUCACCUCUGUCCACAAAUUUGGUUAGCCUUUAACGUUUUUACUUACCAGGCAGCCUUAAUUGUGGCUUACAGAAACUAUCCCCUUCUUGAGAACAGGAAGCUGAACAACUACUCGAUAUCAUCAUAUGACUACACUCAGUGACAGAUUAUCUGGCUGUGCAAGUAUUCUUUGAUUUUGACGUUGAGUUCUUGCCUUGUAUCUCAAAUAUAUUGGAGGAACUGGCAAGUGGAAGACAAUGAUUGCCUGAUGAGGAACCUGAGCUGGCAACUGGAAGAAGUGGAAUGUUGAGAUGGGAAGUGUAAGCUUCUUCCGCUGUUGCGUUACUGAAGUGGUCCUCCGGCAGUUGAACAAUUGGCCUGUGGUGUCCUAUAAUGGGAUCGCAGCUGCUUGCUUUGCCUUCACGAUCAACUUUGUUUUUUAUGGAUGCUUAGAUAUCUCAGUUAUGGAAAGACAUUAUUGACUCGCUUUUGGGGUGGUCCGGCUGCUAAAUUUCAACUAAUUCAUAAUUUGUACAAGUGCUGUAUCUUUGGGAAUUUGAAACUGUAACUGAAAUUUUGCAAAUUGACCUUGAUUACCUACUUGACAUAAUGUAUUCUUGCAUUUGUUCUGU
Coffea eugenioides is the source of this 2398-nucleotide messenger RNA. RefSeq names its product SRSF protein kinase 2-like. The transcript has 4 exons. The record is from RefSeq and is a predicted model, not a curated record. Gene Ontology annotation, molecular function: ATP binding; protein kinase activity. NCBI's taxonomy places the organism in Eukaryota, Viridiplantae, Streptophyta, Magnoliopsida, Gentianales, Rubiaceae. Gene Ontology annotation, biological process: protein phosphorylation; spliceosomal complex assembly; regulation of mRNA processing. The coding region runs from base 224 to 1564 and encodes 446 amino acids.